Messenger RNA from Ruditapes philippinarum (Manila clam), 852 nucleotides. Its product is annotated as myb/SANT-like DNA-binding domain-containing protein 4. The transcript has a single exon. The record is from RefSeq and is a predicted model, not a curated record. Gene Ontology annotation, cellular component: nucleus. Lineage: Eukaryota; Metazoa; Mollusca; Bivalvia; Venerida; Veneridae. The coding region runs from base 224 to 811 and encodes 195 amino acids.
AUCUGGACCGGGUUGUUCAAAACAUUGGUUAAAAUUAACCACUGGAUAACUUAUCCACUGGUUAAAUCCUUAUCCAGCGGCCAGCUAUCCAGUGGAUAAAAUUUCAUUGUUCGACAGUUGGAUAGUGCCCUGGCUACCUAACCAGUGGAUAACGUAUUUAUCCGCUGGUUAAGUACCACAAUGCAACAGGGCUGGAUAAGUCCGUCUGCUUUACAAAAACAAAAUGGCCGACAUUAAACCCGACUGUAUAUUAAAAAUAAAGAGAGAACGGUCUGAAAAUUUUGAUUCUGCCACACUAGCAUUUUUGUGUGACGAAGUGGAAAAAAAUAUUGACAUAAUUAAUUCUAAACAAACCAAUUUCAUUACUAACAAAAGAAAGCAACAAGUUUGGCAAAAAAUCACAGAUGCGGUAAAUGCGAGGGGUGGGGCGCCUCGCAGUGUUAGCCAGUUGAAAGAGAAGUACAGAAAGUCAGUAUCGGCUGCAAAGAUUGCUUCAAACAUAAGAAAGAAAGAACUAUUUAAGACCGGGGGUGGAUCAGCCCCGCCGCCUUUGUCUGACAUAUCGCAAAAGUUGUGUGAAAUAAAUGACGAUACCCCGUCGUUUUCCGGGAUCGCCAACUCAAUUGAGUUUGGGACAAAUUCCAAUUCUGGUAAGUUAGGCCUAACUUUGUUCACUAAAAUAUUCCUUAAAAUAUCUUUUAUUUUAUUUAUUUUGUUAUGCAAAAUCACGAAUUGUGUCAAGCACAUGGAUCUGUUUAUUUACACUGAAAUGUCUACGUCACAGGAAUAUUGUUGCUCCAAUCAAGAUUAAUUUCUGAUGUAAUACUUAGCGCAAGCGCGUAAAUUAUUGAU